AUGGCGCAACAACCCCCAUUCAAGCGACCGCCCCCGACCCAGGGCUACGGGAUGGUAUCGUUUCCGGCCAGGCACAUCAUGCUGGUGGUCUUCAACCGGCCCAAGAUGCUCAACGCCAUGACCAGCAAGGGAGAGUACGAGCUGGAUGCCCUCUGGGAGUGGUACGACCAAGAGCCCUCGCUACGGUGCGCCGUUGUGACGGGAGCAGGCCGUGCCUUUUGCGCCGGCAUGGACCUCAACGAAUGGAACCAGAUCAACCAGAGGAGGAGGGACGGCAUCCCAGAGGAGCGGCCCAUGGACCCGCCCGUGAAUGGCUUUGGCGGGCUCUCGCGGCGGUACGGAAAGAAGCCCAUCAUCGCCGCCGUGAACGGGAUUGCGUUCGGUGGAGGCUUUGAGAUUGUGGCCAACCUCGACCUCAUCGUCGCAGCCAAGAGUGCUACCUUUGCGCUCCCAGAGGCCAAGAUUGGAGUCGUAGCCAAUGCCGGCUCUCUGCCGAGGCUAGCCAGGACCAUUGGACGACACAGGGCCACGGAAAUGGCGCUUACGGGGAGGCCCAUCACGGCCCAAGAAGCCAAGGAGUUUGGCCUGCUCAACGCCAUCACCGACGACGCAGCUCCAGACUGUGACAUCCUCGAGCGUCCAGUAGUGAAAAAGGCCCUCGAGUACGCCACGGCCAUCGUCAGCAACAGUCCUGAUAGCGUCAUCGUGUCCCGUGCCGGCAUCCUCUCUGGCUGGGAACACGGCAGUGCGGAGAACGCGGUCCGCCUGCACCGAGAAACGUGGAACGCUACCAUGGACAAUUGCCACAACUUUCACGAGGGCGUGCAGGCCUUUGUGGAAAAGAGGGCCCCGAGAUGGGUGGACAGCAAGCUAUGA
Molecule: messenger RNA, 876 nt
Organism: Fusarium falciforme
Lineage: Eukaryota; Fungi; Ascomycota; Sordariomycetes; Hypocreales; Nectriaceae
Exons: 1
Coding region: 1-876 (291 amino acids)
Biological process (GO): fatty acid beta-oxidation
Cellular component (GO): mitochondrion
Molecular function (GO): enoyl-CoA hydratase activity
Source: RefSeq, a predicted model, not a curated record